AUGGCUUGCUGUAAACGUCACAUUAUUCCAGUUUUGGCUGUUACAUCUUUAUUGGCAAUCGGCUCAUAUUUUUAUUUACACAAACAACCGUCAACCCGUGAUUCUUCCGAUGAAAAUGAGGACAAUACAUCGGAGAAGAAACAAAAUUUAAAGAAAACUAGCACUCCCACUAAAAAAGUAACUGUUUUGAUUUCUGGUUCAGGUUCCAAUUUACAAGCCUUGAUAGAUGCAAUCCACAACGGUCCCUUAGAUCACAAUCGUGUGGUAAUAAAUAAAGUCAUUUCAUCUUCUAAAAAAGCUUAUGGCCUAACACGUGCUGCCGACAAUAAUAUACCAACUUCAAUCCAUGCUUUGUACAAUUAUACCAAGAAUAUUCCUAAAGAAGAUAAGAAAAGUCGUGCUGAUGCUCGUAAGUUAUAUGAAAAAGAUCUAGCAAGUUUAAUUUUACAAGAUAAACCAGAUUUAAUUGUUUGUGCCGGCUGGCUAUUAAUCUUGGGCCCCACAUUUUUGUCACAGAUUGAUCAACAAGUUCCAAUUAUCAAUUUACAUCCAGCUUUACCAGGAGCGUUUGAUGGCACCGUCCAUGCGAUUGAAAUGGCUUGGAAUAAAUGUCAAGAAUUAAAAAAACCUUUUAUCGCGGGAUGCAUGGUUCAUUAUGUUAUUGAAGAUGUCGAUAAAGGCAAACCAAUCCUAGUUAAAAAGUUAACUAUUGUACCAGGAAAAGAAACCUUAGAAGACUACGAAACUAGAGUUCAUAGUGCGGAACAUAUAGCUAUAGUAGAGGCUACUGCACAAGUUUUGGGUUUAUGA
Messenger RNA from Saccharomycodes ludwigii, 810 nucleotides. RefSeq names its product phosphoribosylglycinamide formyltransferase (gene ADE8). The transcript has a single exon. The coding region runs from base 1 to 810 and encodes 269 amino acids. NCBI's taxonomy places the organism in Eukaryota, Fungi, Ascomycota, Saccharomycetes, Saccharomycodales, Saccharomycodaceae. The record is from RefSeq and is a predicted model, not a curated record. Gene Ontology annotation, cellular component: cytoplasm. Gene Ontology annotation, biological process: 'de novo' IMP biosynthetic process. Gene Ontology annotation, molecular function: phosphoribosylglycinamide formyltransferase activity.